UCUCUCACUGUGAAUGUGGCCUUUUUCAUCCUGCGGAAGAUCUCUGCGUUAAUUAUUCGCUAGACAAAUCAUCGCGGCUUAAGCUGUCAAAAAAGUAAAUCCCUCACGUCUCUAAGUUCUCCUGUCAAUCGCGACAUUGUGAACGCGACACACUUGAAUAUUGACUUGAUGCGGCAGAUAACGAAUCGAUCAAAAUCGUGCGCUUCAGCUGAGUCGAAUUUCACCGCCGAGUUCAGGUUAAUAUCACCCAUAUCGUGUUGAAACAGACACAAGUAACCAACUCACGUCGUUUUCACCGCCAAGAAGUAGACAGUGCUCAUUUGCGUAGCUGCGUGUACGAGAUUAGUGCGGCUUCAAGAUUUAUUUGAUGAUAACAGUGGACAUCAAACGCCAAAGAUCUGAUGCGUUCAUUCAUUUCACAUCAUGACCUCAGUUAAACCUUCUCCGUUCACCACUAGUGAAACUUGGAAAAAUUCCGCGGCUUCUGUUUCUCUGUCAGUGAAAGAGAUGAUUCCUUCCACAGUGCCUCCCUCUACCAGCCUUGAAGUCCCCGAGCCUUUUCCAUCGCUGGUAAUUCGUCUGGCGCUAUCCAUUCUAAUUCUAGUGCUCAACAUGGCAGGAAACAUUCUCGUGUGUGUAGCUGUUCGGAAAACGCGCAAGCUGCGAAGUUUCAGGAACUACUAUUACGGCCUGUUUUUGAUGAGUCUAGCGAUUGCCGACAUGGCGGUAGGUUUCGUGUGUAUGCCUUUCACCUUACUCUAUUACGAGACAGGGAAGUAUCCGUUUGGCUUUUUCGGAUCCACUGCUGUUUGUAAGCUUAUCCCAGCUCUGAGCUUGUUAUGCCAGGGUGCUUCGAUCUUCAGUCUAACAACCCUUACUUUACAACGCUUCAUGGGCAUUGUCUAUCCAAUGAAAGCUAGAUUGACCCUCGGGAGGGUCAAGUUGCUUCUCGCACUGGUUUGGCUGUGCGCCUUUAUGUCCGCUCUUCCACAAAUCAUUGUCAUGGACGUGAAUCAUACAGUGCAAGGUGAAAACAACAAAUUCAGCUGUGAAGAGCUUUGGGGGAAUCCUCCCACCGACAGAAUCCUAAAAGAAGGGUAUACUUUGUAUCUGUUUGUGGCUGAAUAUCUCCUACCUUUGGUUAUCAUGGGAAUCGCCUACAGUAAAAUGGCCACGGUGCUUUAUCGAAGAGAUGAAGGCUUAGAAGGUAGAAAAUCUACCAAUAGUAGAACCAAAGCAAAUCACAAGAAAUUCAUUCGACUACUGAUCGUUUUAAUUGCGAGUUUCGCGUUGUGCUAUCUGCCGAAUCAUGUGCUGUUUUUCUGGUUGGAUUACGGCUCAGGAGCAAACAAUCCGUACUUCAGUAUUCUCAUGAAGUAUUCACAUUUCUGUAUUUGGCUCAACAGCUGUCUAAAUCCUUACCUAUACGGCGCACUUGACGACUACUUCAGACAGAGUUGCAAGAAGGUGUUGCGGCAAUGCGCACGAAUCGAGGGUAAAGCGAGAAAGACUCACCGUCAUAUCACGCGACAGUUAACCAAAAUGUAUUCCUUUAAGACACCAUCUACAGCAGAUCCGGAUUCGUCAGACGUACCAGAGGAAAGCUAAGGUGAAAAGCAAGGCUUAGAAACUUUUAUCGUCGAAAAAUGAGAAAGGACAAAUUGCAAUUGGUGGGUCGAUUUAAUAUUCUUAAAGUUUGAGGCCCUUGAGUUUGACUCCAAUUUCUCUGAGGCUGAAAAAAACUAUCAGAGAUGGGGGAUCUUUUACGAGGAUGGCUCAUGAGACUGAAAAAACUGAAAAUGGCUUGUUAAUAAGAAGACCAACCAAUAGCCCUAUUGAAAAAGAACUACCCGCGAAAGGGGAUUUUAAUUUGUGGCUUAAAAUUAUCAUUAACGCGCUUUGUUUUUGUAGUCAUUUUGGAUAAAUCAUUAAGCUUUUAAAAAUCUUUGUUAGUGGUUUAGUUAAACUAUGCAAGGCGCGGUGAUUUGUCGCAUUGCGAUUCCGCAGGUACAUUUUCUAGCUUUAAUGAAGUGUUUGAAUUUCCCUUGACAGAAAUUUUGUCUUCUGGCAUUCCUGUCAUUUCUGCUUUCUUUCUGAGUCAAACGCUUUGUAGCGUUCUUUUCUAUAGCGUAUUUGUUCAAGUUAGAAUGUGAUUCUUUGCACAUCCGGUGUCAAUUAGUUAACACUUACUUAUGUACUCAUUCCAUUAAUACUAAGGCGCUCUAGAAAAAACCUUCAUAGGAAAUGCGUAACACAUAGAAAUUAGCCCUAAGAACAAUUCUACGAGGUUCUAGUGGUGGGAGGUCGAUACAACGUAGUGCUGUGACAAAACAUCACUCGCUAAAAUACUCGGAUCGCUUUGCCUAACCGAACAACGAAACACAAUAAAGCGUGAGCUAAGCAGUGUCAGCGUGAUUUCAGUUUGACAUUGAAAUAAUUUGACGGCUCUAAUAGUUCAAUGAUUAGUUUGAUCUAUGUACUUUACAGGCUUUAGAGCUGGUUCACGUCACUUCUCAAACAACUCACUGUCUUUAAGUCACGACUGUGACGUUGCAAGAGUCUAGUUGAGCACUUUAGGAGUUUAGCACUUAUUUCUUACUUCAUUUCAAAAGGACAUAGGCCUGUGUCUAUACCUGGUAAGAUUUCGGCAAAUUUGUCACAUUUUAAGAUUUUAGAUAAAAGACUCUCAAGCAGACUACCAUGGGCGUUCGUUGUUAAUGACAUAAUUGGCCUAGGUUUUAACAAAAAGGUUUGGUGUGCCUUUGACCAGUUUUUAUCUAUGGUUGCGGCAUAGGUUGACGGUCAUUAGAUUUUUUGGGUUAGUCACGGUUUUCUUUGAAGAUUAGCGGUUAAUUCUUUUAAAGUUCCCGCUCUAUUAUCCUCAUAUGUACAUAAAAAAUAAUUAAUUCAAAGGAUCUAUUAAAGUAGAUGGAGUUGUGUAACUAAAGAAGUUAGAGGCGUUACAAUACAUUGUUACGAAGCUUUAUCAUUUUAAUUACGAAAUCUCUCGAUGACACAAAGGGUUACAUCUUUGAAUCUUGGCGCAGUGAAACUGUUGCCUUCACUGAUUGGAAAGAGAGGUUCUUUCAAGGCAGUUUUCAUUUAAAAUUGUUUAGCCCCUGUCGCAUUUGUGAAAAGAGGAAACAAUAUUGCAGGGUUGUUUCCUAUAUCUGUGUAAUCAUUUGGUUUUGAGAGCUAACCAGGAAUUUAGAGUGGAAUUCAUUACGAAUUAAAAAUCUGUGUAACUACCGAAUAAUUGCUUGUCAGUGCAUGUAAAUAUUAGUAAUCGUCAAAUCAGCCUCUAUUGAAACAUUUUCAACAUUCAAUUAAA
This is a messenger RNA of Pocillopora verrucosa, 3331 nucleotides long. Its product is annotated as prolactin-releasing peptide receptor-like. Lineage: Eukaryota; Metazoa; Cnidaria; Anthozoa; Scleractinia; Pocilloporidae. Gene Ontology annotation, biological process: G protein-coupled receptor signaling pathway. Gene Ontology annotation, cellular component: plasma membrane. Gene Ontology annotation, molecular function: G protein-coupled receptor activity. The record is from RefSeq and is a predicted model, not a curated record.